UGCCCCCUUACAGGGGCCACACUGCUGCUCCAGGGGCUGUGUGCCAACACCAUCCUACGGCUCCUGGAUCUGAAGGGCAACAACCUUCAGGCCAAAGGGGCUGAGGCUCUGGGCAAACUCCUCCGACAGAACAAGUCCAUUCAGAGCCUCACCCUGGAGUGGAACAACCUGGGUGCCUGGGAAGAUGCCUUCGCCACCUUCUGCCGGGCGCUGGCGGGCAACCUCUCCCUGCGGCAGCUGGACCUUCGCAACAACCAGAUCAGCCACCAGGGCGCGGAGGAGCUGGCCCUGGCCCUGAAGGGCAACACCAGCCUCCAGCAGCUGGACCUGCGCUGGAAUAACAUCGGCCUCCUGGGCGGCCGGGCCCUGGUGAGCUGUCUCCCCAGCAACAGAACCCUGUGGAGGCUGGAGCUGGCCGGGAACAACGUCCCCAGCGACGUCCUCAGAGCCGUGGAGCAAGCCAUGGACCACAACCAGGACCGGGAGGCCACCGUCCGGGAGAACCGGGCCCGCACCCGUGUGCUCAGCAAGGAGGUGCGGCACCUGCGGGAAGAGAAGUCCAAGCAGUUUCUGGACUUAAUGCAGACCAUCGAUAAGCAGCGGGAGGAGAUGGCCAAGAGCAGCCGGGUGUCGGCAGCGCGCGUGGGACAGCUUCAGGAGGCCCUGGAUGAGAGGCACUCCAUCAUCAACGCCCUCAAGGCCAAGCUGCAGAUGACCGAGGCCGCCCUGGCUCUGUGGGAGCAGAAGGCCCAGGACCUGGGGGAGCUCCUGGCCACGGCGGGGCAGGAGCAGCAGAGCCUGGCACAGAAGCUGGCCAAGGAGCACAGGCUGGAGCAGCAGGAAGCUGCAGAGCGGGAGUCUAAACUGCUCAGAGACCUGUCUGCUGCCAAUGAGAAGAACCUGCUUCUGCGGAACCAGGUGGACGAGCUGGAGCGGAGAGUGAAGUCGCAGCAGGACCAGCUGUUCCUGACCAAGCAGGAGCUGACCAACACGUCGGCCGAGCUGAAGAUGCGGGCCGUGCAGGCCGAGGAGCGCCUGGAGCUGGAGAAGAGGAGGUCCCGGCAGAGCCUGGAGGACGCGGAGCAGCUGCGCGUCAAGGAGGUGGAGCACAUGGCGCGUCACCUGGAGGAGAGCGAGCGGGCCCUGCAGGAGCGGGUGCAGAGGCUGGAGGCCGCGCGGCUGUCCCUGGAGGAGGAGCUGAGCCGAGCGAAGGCGGCAGCCCUCAUUGAGCGCGGCCGGGCCGAGGAGGAGCUCAUCAAGGCCAAGAACCAAGUCCGCCUGGAGGAGCACAGCGCCUGGCGGGUGUGCGCGGCCGAGCAGUUGGUGUUGACCACGUGGCUGCCUGGUUGGAGGCACAGGACGUGUGAGGGCCGGAACCAGGCUCCUCGAGGUCAGGGCCAACGGUGGCUGUCGGGCCCGGGGCUGAGCGUCCACCGAGGAACCAGGAGGUCCCGGUUCCAUUUGGGUCGGGGCACAGGCCCGGUUGCCGGCUGGAUCCGCAGUGGGGGGCGUCAAUACGCCGCCAGCUACAGCGGCCUGAUGCGCAUCGAGCGGCUGCAGUUCAUCGCUGACCACUGCCCCCCGCUGCGGGUGGAGGCCCUGAAGAUGGCCCUGUCCUUCGUGCAGAGGACCUUCAACGUGGACGUGUACGAGGAGAUCCACCGGAAGCUCUCGGAGGCCACCAGGUGAGGCCGGGGCCUCGGAGGAGGUGCCCGCCUGGCUGAUGGCGGGGUGGAGCCCCCGCCCCUGGACACGGCCUGGGUGGAGGCCACGCGGAAGAAGGCCCUGCUGAAGCUGGAGAAGCUGGACACGGACCUGAAGAACUACAAGGGCAACUCCAUCAAGGAGAGCAUCAGGUGCCCCCGGUGGGCGGGGAGGCUGGCAGGGCGGCAGGAGCAGAACUGGUCUCAUGUGCUGAGCUACGUCAGCAAGGCCGAGUCCACUCCCGAGAUCGCAGAGCAGCGAGGGGAGCGGGACAGCCAGACCCAGGCCAUCCUCACCAAGCUGAAGUGUGCUGCAGGGCUGGCGGAGCUGGCUGCACGCAAGUACAAGCAGGCGGCCAAGUGCUUCCUGCUGGCCUCCUUCGACCACUGCGACUUCCCCGAGCUGCUGUCCCCCAGCAACGUGGCCGUGUAUGGCGGCCUUUGCGCCUUGGCCACCUUCGACCGGCAGGAGCUGCAGCGCAACGUCAUCUCCAGCAGCUCUUUCAAGCUUUUCCUGGAGCUGGAGCCCCAGGUCCGGGACAUCAUCUUCAAGUUCUACGAGUCCAAGUACGCCUCGUGCCUGAAGAUGCUGGACGAGAUGAAGGACAACCUGCUCUUGGACAUGUACCUGGCCCCCCACGUCAGGACCCUGUACACCCAGAUCCGCAACCGCGCCCUCAUCCAGUAUUUCAGCCCCUACGUGUCGGCCGACAUGCGCAGGAUGGCCACCGCCUUCAACACCACGGUGGCCGCGCUGGAGGACGAGCUGACACAGCUCAUCCUGGAGGGGCUCAUCAACGCCCGCAUCGACUCCCACAGCAAGAUCCUAUAUGCGCGCGACGUGGACCAGCGCAGCACCACCUUCGAGAAGUCCCUGCUCAUGGGCAAGGAGUUCCAGCGCCGUGCCAAAGCCAUGAUCCUGCGGGCAGCUGUCCUGCGCAACCAGAUCCACGUCAAGUCUCCUCCCCGCGAAGGGAGCCAGGGGGAGCUGACGCCGGCCAACAGCCAGUCCCGGAUGAGCACCAACAUGUGAGGGUGCCCGCCGGGCCCUCCAGGAGGAACUGCACACCCUGCCCCCCUCCCAGCACUUCUGGAGGAGCCGCUGGGUUCCCGCCCUCGGCCCCCUGCCUGGACGCCUG
Messenger RNA from Myotis brandtii (Brandt's bat), 2842 nucleotides. RefSeq lists its product as uncharacterized. Gene Ontology annotation, molecular function: protein binding. The record is from RefSeq and is a predicted model, not a curated record. Gene Ontology annotation, cellular component: centrosome. Lineage: Eukaryota; Metazoa; Chordata; Mammalia; Chiroptera; Vespertilionidae.